This is a messenger RNA of Pseudomyrmex gracilis, 1209 nucleotides long. RefSeq lists its product as uncharacterized. The record is from RefSeq and is a predicted model, not a curated record. The transcript is spliced from 8 exons. NCBI's taxonomy places the organism in Eukaryota, Metazoa, Arthropoda, Insecta, Hymenoptera, Formicidae. Gene Ontology annotation, molecular function: protein binding. The coding region runs from base 1 to 1209 and encodes 402 amino acids.
AUGAACUCGGACAAACCUUCGACUUCUUUCGAAGGCAAACCUAGACAAAGAACCCACAGUAAUAUAGAUCUGGAAGUAGAAGAUGAAGUUCUUCUUAAUAUAUUCAAAAAUGUAGACGUAAACGACUUGAAGAAUCUCCGAUUAUGUUGCACAAGACUUUCAAGACUAGCGGAAGAUAAAUUUUUAUGGAAGUUGGACUAUCGCAAAAAACCUAUUCUUGUUUCUCAAAUGUUGCCGUAUGAUACCUUCUUAGAACCAUUAACACACAUCUUAGCAAUACGUGGAGAUUUCGAUCAAAACUGGAAAAAUCUGCUUAGCUGUUUUUUUUUUUCUGAAAUAAAACAAAUAUGCCGAGUACUUAACACAUUGAUUAUCGAGGAUUUUUAUAUAUCUGUAAAGGAGAUUACGACAACGUUGGCAACAACUAUUGAAGAUCUUAAAAUCAUCAAUUGUAGAUCUUAUCACGGUCUUAAGGACUUUGAGUCGAAGCGCUUAUUUCGUGGAAUAUGUAAUUUCGUGCCGCAUAUAAAACGAUUGACCUUCAAGACUGUUUUAUGUAAUUUGGAAGGGUCACUUGUGACAUUUAUAAGUAACCUUACAGAACUUCAGGAACUUAGAUUUAUUUCAUGUAUUCGUAUAAAGGAAUUUUGUCCAAACAUAGAUAUCCCUUCUCAGUAUAAAUGCCAAAAUCUAAAGAUUCUAGACUUUUACAACACAGCAGUUGAGGAUAGGCUAGUUGAAUGGUUUUGUCACAUUGAAUCUUUAGAGGAACUGUAUCUAGAAUGCCCUAAAUUUUUAAGGAAAGAAUGGUCAUAUGAAUCAUUUCGAGAGUUACAAAACAUUUGUUACAGACAACGCAUUUUUUUGUUUUGGCAUGAUAACAUGCUUCAUUGGUUGUUGUGUGAAGUAGAAUGUCGUCCUGAAAACAGAGUUGAAGAAAUAAUUAGUUUUAGAGACAAAAUAUUCCGGGACUAUUUUUUGUCAAAAAUCAGUCACUAUAUAAGUAAAUGUAAUAAUUUGAAAAAAUUACAUAUUAGGACGAAUAUCAAUAUUAUAGCUACGACAUUACCAAACUUGAUAGAGUUGGAUAUAACUGGUUGUUGUGUAACUCUAGAAGAUGUUAAACAUUUUAAAUUGCAAAGACCUAAUGUUCGAACGUAUUCAUCAUUUAGUAAAUCACAUAAAAGAUAUGAGUCUAUGAGUGGAUAA